GGAGAAGCGCUUCCGGUGGCGGCGCAGACGGCGCUGAGUGAGUCCUGCGAGCGGCGCGGGCGGUGGGGAACGAGUCCAGGACGAUGUCUGGAGAACUUCCACCGAACAUUAACAUCAAGGAACCUCGAUGGGAUCAAAGCACCUUUGUUGGGCGAGCCAAUCAUUUCUUCACUGUAACAGAUCCCAGGAAUAUCCUGUUAACCAACGAACAAUUAGAGAAUGCAAGAAAAGUAGUGCAUGAUUACAGGCAAGGAAUUAUUCCUCCAGGUCUUACAGAAAAUGAAUUAUGGAGAGCAAAGUACAUCUAUGAUUCAGCUUUUCAUCCUGACACGGGUGAAAAGAUGAUUUUGAUAGGAAGAAUGUCAGCUCAGGUUCCAAUGAACAUGACCAUCACAGGUUGUAUGAUGACAUUUUAUAGGACGACGCCGGCCGUGCUGUUCUGGCAGUGGAUUAACCAGUCCUUCAACGCCGUGGUCAAUUACACCAACAGAAGUGGAGACGCGCCCCUCACUGUAAAUGAACUGGGAACAGCUUACAUUUCCGCGACAACUGGUGCUGUGGCAACAGCUCUAGGACUCAACGCAUUAACCAAGCAUGUCUCACCACUCAUAGGACGUUUUGUUCCCUUUGCUGCCGUAGCUGCUGCUAACUGCAUUAAUAUCCCAUUAAUGAGGCAAAGGGAACUCAAAAUUGGCAUUCCCGUCACAGAUGAGAAUGGGAACCGCUUGGGCGAGUCGGCCAAUGCUGCAAAACAAGCCAUCACACAAGUAGUUGUCUCUCGGAUUCUUAUGGCAGCCCCGGGCAUGGCCAUCCCUCCAUUUAUCAUGAACACUUUGGAGAAGAAAGCCUUCCUAAAGAGGUUCCCAUGGAUGAGCGCACCUAUUCAAGUUGGAUUAGUUGGCUUUUGUUUGGUAUUUGCUACACCUCUAUGUUGUGCUCUGUUUCCUCAGAAAAGUUCCAUGUCUGUGACAAGCUUGGAGGCUGAGUUGCAAGCCAAGAUCCAAGAGACCUAUCCUGAAUUACGACGUGUAUACUUUAAUAAGGGAUUGUAAAGUAGCAGAAGAAACUCUACAGCUUAUCCCAUCUACUGCAAACCUGGUGAGGAAAAGCCUGUUCGACCCGGGUUCUCCCAGUUACAGAAACCUUUUAAAGACCCACAUUAGCCUUUUAGAGUCAAGCUGCUACUUACAGCACAGCACCUGGUAUGGGCCAGACACCUGACACCUGUUGGCGCCCUUACAUUUGAAUCACGAUAUAAUUUACAGAAAUACCCUUCCUCUAGCUUUUAUAGUAAUUGUUUUUCAAGGACAAUAUACCAGCCCUCACCCAGAGUUUUAAAAAGCACUGCUAGGCAUAGAGUAGAUGUUCAGUGUAUGCUCAAUAAAUAUGUAUUGAUUAUCAGUGAGUGAAAAGGAAAUCUGUUUGAAAUACUGAGUUUUUAUCCCAUUCUUGUUUCAAAUCACUCAGCAGUGAUUGGGGAAAACACAAAAGCUCUGAGGCUAAGCUAUAAAAAAUGACUCAUGAAUAUUAAGGACAUUUGCUUCCACUUUGGGCAAUGGGCAACCCAAAGUAGAUGAUGAGUCUUUUGGAUUUAUAGGAGAAAAGCUCUUCCGUCUACUUCCCCAAAGUCACAGUGAUAGAGAAGUGUGAUGAGCCAUCCCUGCUGUCAACAACUAUAUGCAUUCAUAUUGCUGGUGGAUUUCUUUAGUUGGCUCUUAAAUUUAUUCUGUUUUACAUUUCUGUGAAGUUAAUCUUACCUUGCACUUGUUGACUUUAUAUUCAGUUAUUUACAUCAAAUAAUCAAAUAACUGAAAUAUACAAAUGUCAAAUUUUGGAAGUAUAUUCAAUACCAAUUCUG
This is a messenger RNA of Odobenus rosmarus divergens (Pacific walrus), 1858 nucleotides long. It is a transcript of the gene SFXN1, whose product is annotated as sideroflexin 1. The transcript has 11 exons. Gene Ontology annotation, cellular component: mitochondrial inner membrane. Gene Ontology annotation, molecular function: monoatomic ion transmembrane transporter activity. The record is from RefSeq and is a predicted model, not a curated record. Lineage: Eukaryota; Metazoa; Chordata; Mammalia; Carnivora; Odobenidae. Gene Ontology annotation, biological process: serine import into mitochondrion; monoatomic ion transport. Bases 84 to 1052 code for a protein of 322 amino acids.